Molecule: messenger RNA, 309 nt
Organism: Striga asiatica
Lineage: Eukaryota; Viridiplantae; Streptophyta; Magnoliopsida; Lamiales; Orobanchaceae
Source: the annotation of a GenBank genome assembly
AUGGAUAAAAUAGUAAAACUUGCAUCAGAAAAUGGGAUUUUAAUCUUCAGCAAGAGCUCGUGCUGCCUUUGCUACACGGUCCAGAUAUUGUUUCAAGAACUCGGUGCGCAUGCUCGUAUUUACGAACUCGACCACGAAUUGGACGGCACAGAAAUCGAGAAGGCCCUCGCGAGAAUGGGCUGCAAAGGCCCGGUGCCAGCUGUCUUCAUAGCCGGGAAGCUCGUGGGGUCCACCAAUGAGGUCAUGUCCUUACACCUCAGUGGCUCACUCUUAUCCAUGCUAAGGCCCUUUCAGCAGCCAAACAUAUAG